Messenger RNA from Brienomyrus brachyistius, 3833 nucleotides. It is a transcript of the gene itga2b, whose product is annotated as integrin, alpha 2b. Gene Ontology annotation, cellular component: integrin complex; external side of plasma membrane. The coding region runs from base 246 to 3404 and encodes 1052 amino acids. The transcript has 30 exons. Gene Ontology annotation, molecular function: integrin binding. The record is from RefSeq and is a predicted model, not a curated record. Lineage: Eukaryota; Metazoa; Chordata; Actinopteri; Osteoglossiformes; Mormyridae. Gene Ontology annotation, biological process: integrin-mediated signaling pathway; cell adhesion mediated by integrin; cell-matrix adhesion.
AUUCUGGAAUAUUUCUAUGUAUGGGAAAUGGCUGACUAAAGCAAUUACUUAUGCAAACACAUAUUUGGUCAAGAACUUCAACUUCCCAACCACAUUUCCUACUCUUCUAAGCUUCAGACAGUGGCAGAUACCGCCGUACGGCACAUUGCGGAAAUAAGAUAGCAGAUACAACGGAAUAGUUGCAGAAGGAAAAGGCGUAUCGUCAUAUAUAACGCUCACUGCAGUACCAAAGAAAUUCACUUCAGAUGCAAAAGAUGAAGAGAACAGAGAAUUAUCUGUUGCUACUUGUUUUUCAUGUGUUCAGUACGUUUCCUCAUCUUGCCUCAGCCUUAAACUUGGAUGCAGAGAAUGUGACUGUUUAUUCUGGUCCGGAGGGAAGCUAUUUUGGAUUUUCUGUGGACUUUUAUGAAGACAAAAAUAAAUCGGUCAGUCUAGUGGUGGGGGCCCCUAAAGCCAACACGAGCCAGCCUGGAGUCACAGAGGGUGGUGCAGUGUUCCACUGCCUUUGGUCUCAUGGGAAUAACCCGUGUGACAGACUGGCCUUUGACGGUAAAGGCAGUGAAAAUUAUUCCUACUCCAGCUACCACAUAGAAGCGUCCAAGUCGCACCAGUGGUUCGGAGCCAGCGUGCGAGCUGCACAGAGCUACGUUUUGGCUUGUGCCCCGCUGUACCACUGGAACGUAAAGGAGAACAAAAACGAAUCGGGGAGCACGCCAGUGGGAAACUGCCAGAUGCUGGACAUGCAGUCGGGGACGCUUACAGAAUACGCCCCCUGCAAAGACCUGCUGAUUGAUCAGGUGUAUGAGGACAGGAGCUUCUAUCACGACAGGCGAUACUGUGAGGCUGGAUUUAGUUCGGACAUUACAAAGGAUGGAAAGGUUGUUCUUGGUGCCCCAGGUGGUUACUACUUCGAAGGUCAGAUUAUCGCUGCAGAUAUACCUCGCAUCAUUAAAAGCCGUCAGACUACAAGCCCAGUGCGAUAUGUGGAGAACACAAUACUGUCGCCGGAGAUGAGUAACUACGAUGUCUAUAAAGGUUAUUCGGUGGCUGUUGGCGAAUUCACGGGAGAUUCCAUCCCUGACUAUGUGGUCGGAGCUCCCAAUGAUCAGAACACAGUGGGUUCAGUUAAAAUCUACAAUGGAAAUACAAAGUAUUCUUUACAGAUGUCCCACACGUUCUUCGGCACCCAGGUUGCCUCGUAUUUUGGUCAUGCUGUUGCAGUGACUGACAUCAAUAACGAUGGGCGUGACGAUAUCCUGGUCGGGGCUCCACUCUUUAUGCAAUGGCAGUCAUCCAAACAGCUGCUUGAAGUGGGCCAGGUGUUGGUCUACCUUCAGAAGGAGCGAUUCACCUUCUCCAGCAAGCCUGACCAGAAGCUAAUAGGUGCUGACACGUACGGACGCUUUGGAAGUGCCAUUGCACCACUGGGAGACGUUGACCAGGAUGGCUUCAAUGAUAUUGCAGUGGGGGCUCCCUUCUCGCACAGCGAGGGCCGGGUUUUCAUCUUCAUGGGGCAGGCUGAUGGAUUAUUCUCCCACCACCGCCAGGUUCUCCAAAGUCCAUUCCAGAACCUGCCAACCCCAGCAGCAUUUGGCUUCACCCUGAGGGGGGCGACUGACAUCGAUGCCAAUGGUUACCCAGAUCUUGUAGUUGGAGCAUGGGGCGUCAGCAAGGUUGCUGUGUACAGGGCACAAGCCGUGGUGAUAGCGAAAGCCCUUAUCUCCCUUCACCCCGAUUUCCUGAACCCUGACGUUAAGCUCUGCCGGCUUCCGGCGACUUCCAGGGACGUCUCCUGCUUCACAAUCCGGACGUGUGUCAGCGUGUCUGGCCACAGAAUUCCAGAAGAGAUAGUCCUGAACGCUGAGCUUCAGCUAGAUAAGAUGAAGCAGAAGACUGGAAGAAGGACCCUCUUCAUGAAGUCCAGUAACCCACAGGAGAACCUCUCCUUCAAUAUCCUAAAGGGAGUGGGCGAGGCCUGUACGAACCACACUGCCUACCUACGGCACGAGUCGGAGUUCAAGGACAAGCUGAGCCCCAUAUUCAUCGCCCUGAGCUACAGGCUGGCAAACUCCACCCAGGCCGUGCUGCAGGGCCAGAUGGCAGCCAUCGCACAGACCCGCAUCAUAUUGGACUGCGGCGAGGACAAUGUGUGUGUACCUGAUCUGAGGCUGACGGCCAAGGCGGAAAAUGACCGUCUGCUGAUUGGAGACGAGAGUCCGGCGCUGCUGCUGAUUGGUGCAGAGAACCGGGGGGAAGGUGCCUAUGAAACAGAACUGCAGAUACACCCGCCCCCUCACACACACUACCAGGGGGUCCUGAGCAACAGAGAGGGUUUCAGUCGGCUAAUGUGCUCUCAGAAGAAGGACAAUGGGAGCGUCGUGGUGAUCUGCGAUCUGGGAAACCCCAUGAGGCAAGGGCAGAAGGUGCAGGCAGGUCUCUAUUUCAGUGUGGGUAACCUGGAAGAAGUGGAUAGCCAUGUGUCCUUCCAGAUACAAAUAAAAAGCAAGAACAGCCUCAACCCUGACAGCAACCUUAUCGAUCUGCCUCUCAAUGUCAGCGCCAUUGCCACUCUGGAAAUGAGAGGGGGCUCCUCUCCUGCGGAGUGUGUUCUGCCCAUCGUUAACUGGAAACCAGCACCACAGCCCCAGAGCCUAGAUGAUGUCGGACCUCUUGUUGAACACGUAUAUGAACUUCGCAACUUGGGUCCAGCCACAGUCAAUGCCAGAGUGCGGGUGGAUUUCCCCACCCGUCUGCAGGGGAAGUUCCUGCUGUAUGUGUUUGCCAACGCCUCAGAGGAAUCUCUCACCUGCCAUACUAACUCCACUGAUAUUGAUCGCUACAAUCUGGUUAAGGAUAACCCAUUCAGUAUAACCACUGACCGAAUUCAUCGGAUCGACAAGCGCGCGGCAGUGGAGGCUGAGCCCCUGCGCAAGGAGACAGUGCACGUGAACUGCUCUGGCAGGGAUAUCUGUUCGAGCUUCGUUUGUGAGGCCAAGGGCUUGGAGAGGGGUGGCAGUGCUGUGGUGAAGGUCAUGUCCAGACUGUGGGUGCAGACAUUUUUGGAGAGACCCUAUGAAGUCUUCGUGCUUCAUUCUAAAGCUUCUUAUGAGCUGGAGAGCAUGUCCUCCAAGAUCCAAUCAGAGGUGCACCUCAGUGGCCAGUCAGAGACCCACACAAAGGUGGUGUGGAAGAGCCCCGAUGGGGAGAAGAAGGUGCCAGUGUGGUGGGUUGUGGUGGCCAUCGUCGCUGGUCUCCUUCUCCUUGCUCUGCUGAACUUCAUCUUCUGGAAGGUCGGCUUCUUCAAGCGCAUCAGGCCUCCCAGCGAUAGUGACAACACCUGUGAACUCGACGCCGAGCAGAACGAAUGUUUAGUAGAACAGCCGAGAACUUCAACUGACAUUUGAGCCGCCUCAGGUGUAGACAUUGAACGUGGAUUCCAGGGGGACGAGAAUUUUAGGAUGUGUCAGCCAAUGAGUGUGUGCUGUUUAAUUGUGACGUCGUCAUCGGAACCCCAGAUUCUCCUAAUAUUGUGAAUUGAGGUUGUUAGCCUGCAAUUCUGCAAUCUUCCUCAAGGUGUCCCCAUAGGCAUGCUGGCUUCGGCAAUGAUUUUAUAAUAAGCACAGAUAUUGUAGUUUGAGCAAAACAAUUACAGCUUGUCUAUGCAAACAACUGUCUGUCAUUGUUAGCGUAGAGUAUCAAUCAAACACUUGCUUGAUGUUUGACAUCAAUAAUUUUUCUAUAAACACUUGGAGAACAUAGGAGUACCGAAACUGUGAUCCAGAAAUAACAGCUUCACAAACAACAGGUUUUUGAUUAAAAAGUUUCAGCAUAUA